GCUCCGCCGUCCUCCGUCGCCUAACUUCAGUGGUCUAUCUCCCACGUCUUUCUCUUCCUGUAUGGCAACCUACUGGGCGGGACGAUCGAUAGCCGAAGGAAGCCUCGGGAAGCGAUUCCUCCACCAGAUCCGUGCCGCUUCGCCCCUCCCCGCCGUCUCCGUCGCCUAUCCGGUGAUUUCUUCCGGGAUCCGGGCGCUGCACGAGUCGUCGUACGACAAGAACGUGGACGAGCAGGUGCGGCCGUGCGUGGUGCCGGACUAUGUAAUCGACGGCGGAAGCUCUGACAAGUACUGGGGGCCACACCCCACCACCGGCGUCUUUGGCCCGGCUGAUGACGGCGGCGCCUCCGCGGCCGGCAUCGGCGGGAAGGCAGCGGCCGCCACAGGGAUCAGUGGCUCAUCCGAGGUGAAGAAGACCGUGUGGUUCCGCCUCGAAGAGGGCGUCGACAAGGCUCCCUACGCCUGAUCAGCGAGCACGGCAAAUCGUUACAUAAUUAUAGUAGUCUAUAAAUAAAGUGCGUGGAAUAAUUAUUCGAUGGAUUGCUUUUGGUUCUAUCAGUAUGGCGUUCUAUUGUCAUGCAUGGUAGAUAUAAUGAUGAUGACGAUAUUGUAAGUGGCUUGUAUUAUAAUGCUAAAUGCUUUAAUAUUGUUCAAAGCUUUAUAUUGAUGAAUAAGAUGAU
Zingiber officinale is the source of this 680-nucleotide messenger RNA. RefSeq names its product late embryogenesis abundant protein At5g17165-like. The record is from RefSeq and is a predicted model, not a curated record. The coding region runs from base 62 to 466 and encodes 134 amino acids. Lineage: Eukaryota; Viridiplantae; Streptophyta; Magnoliopsida; Zingiberales; Zingiberaceae. The transcript is spliced from 2 exons.